Alternaria rosae is the source of this 901-nucleotide messenger RNA. RefSeq names its product ribosomal protein S19-domain-containing protein. Gene Ontology annotation, biological process: ribosomal small subunit assembly; translation. Gene Ontology annotation, molecular function: structural constituent of ribosome; RNA binding. The transcript is spliced from 4 exons. The record is from RefSeq and is a predicted model, not a curated record. Gene Ontology annotation, cellular component: ribosome; cytosolic small ribosomal subunit. The coding region runs from base 186 to 647 and encodes 153 amino acids. Lineage: Eukaryota; Fungi; Ascomycota; Dothideomycetes; Pleosporales; Pleosporaceae.
GUUCUUGUUGGUGAAUAGCAUGAUCGCAGCUGCCCGCCUGGACUGGCGCUAAAAUGUCUCGCUUAGCGCACGGGGCAGCUACACCUCCAGGGCUCUAAUUUCAAUAUCGCCCAUCGAGAACUGACGACCGACAACUACCCUCGCGACCCCAACGAAGUUCUCCCAUCACUUCGACAAUCGCAAACAUGGCUGACGCUGACUACGAUCCCGAGGCCGCAGCUGCCCUUAAGGCCAAGAGGGCGUUCCGCAAGUUCUCCUACCGUGGCGUUGACCUCGACCAGCUCCUCGACCUUGGCUCUGAGGAACUCCGCGACCUCGUCCACGCCCGUGCCCGCCGCAGGUUCAACCGUGGUCUUAAGCGCAAGCCCAUGGGUCUCAUCAAGAAGCUCAGGAAGUCCAAGCAGGAGGCCAAGCCCAACGAGAAGCCCGACCUUGUCAAGACCCACCUCCGUGACAUGAUUGUCGUCCCGGAGAUGAUCGGCUCCGUCAUCGGUGUCUACUCCGGAAAGGAGUUCAACCAGGUCGAAAUCAAGCCCGAGAUGGUCGGCCACUACCUCGCCGAGUUCUCCAUUUCAUACAGGCCCGUCAAGCACGGAAGGCCGGGUAUUGGUGCCACUCACUCCUCCCGUUUCAUUCCUCUCAAGUAAACGAACUGGGUUUUGGUUGCAUGGGUUCUUUCGUGGGGCGGAUAUGUACUUGAUGACCUACAAUGAAUAAGGUGUUAGGUGCAUUUACUCUCGAUGGCUACGACGUACACAACGGUCACAGCGGGCAUGAAGAUAUGGUGUAGAUAGCACCACCAUGACAUUCGAGAUACCUCCAAGACUGCUCCUUCAACCCGUGACAUGCAGAUGUGAUGGUGACGCUGAAGUUGUUGGUCGAUCAAACGAAUGCGCUGUAU